AUGGUGGAGGCAGCUUUGGACCAAAACAAUCCUGUCUGCACCUCGCCGUCGGCCCCCGGCUCCACUCCAGAGUCUGCUGCUGCUGGACUGCCCCAAACUCUGCAGCAGGAGUUUUCUCUCGUCAAUCUGCAAAUCAGAAAUGUGAACGUCGAGAUGGAUGCGGUGAACUGCAGCUGUGUGGUCUCUGCUCACUUCGGGAUUCACCAGGUUCAGCUCGUGGUCCAGUUUCCGGCUCAGUAUCCGAACAACGCAGCCCCAACCUUUAAAUUCGUCCAACCCACAAACAUUCCCUCCUCCAUGAAGACCAAGAUACACAAGACUCUCACAGACACAUCUCUGCAGAAGGUGAAGAGGAACCAGAACUGUCUAGAGCCUUGUAUACGGCAGCUGGUCUCCUGCCUCGAGUCCGAUAUGGAGGACGGCACGCCUCCGUUUGUCCCUUCAUCUCUACAGGUUUUUCCUCGAGUCACAAACACGUACGGCUCUUAUCAGGAUGCUAACAUCCCGUUCCCGCGCACAUCUGGCGCUCGUUUCUGUGGCACUGGCUGUUUCGUGUAUUUCACUCGACCAAUCACAAUGCACCGCUCCGUCCCGGCCACAGAACCCACUCCCAGUGAGUGA
Molecule: messenger RNA, 621 nt
Organism: Knipowitschia caucasica
Lineage: Eukaryota; Metazoa; Chordata; Actinopteri; Gobiiformes; Gobiidae
Source: the annotation of a GenBank genome assembly